Eucalyptus grandis is the source of this 652-nucleotide messenger RNA. RefSeq names its product G-type lectin S-receptor-like serine/threonine-protein kinase RKS1. The record is from RefSeq and is a predicted model, not a curated record. Bases 1 to 645 code for a protein of 214 amino acids. Lineage: Eukaryota; Viridiplantae; Streptophyta; Magnoliopsida; Myrtales; Myrtaceae. Gene Ontology annotation, biological process: protein phosphorylation. Gene Ontology annotation, molecular function: protein kinase activity; ATP binding. The transcript is spliced from 4 exons.
AUGCCCGGGCGCGAGGGGCGUUGCGCGGUUGUCGCGGACGGCGACUCGGCGGCGUGCGGCAACAUGGCGAGCUGCAGCUUUUGCUCCGGCGUCCUUCCAGAUCUACUGGGACGUCGGGCAGAAGGUCGAGGGGAAGAAAGAAGGCGAGCGACGACGGCUGAGGAGGGUGAGGGAGAGGCGAAGGCAGGUGGUGAGCGGUGGAGUGUGAGCGGCGGCGGGACAGCAGCGAGUGGAAAAGUCCUUGCAUUCUCCCGUCAAAGCCAUAGUGAAGAUCUAGAGUUACCUCUGUUCGACCUCACAACCAUUGUAAAUGCAACGAAUAACUUCUCUGAUGAUAACAAACCUAGAGAGGGAGGCUUCGGAGCUGUCUACAAGGGUGUUCUGAAGAAUGGCCAAGAAAUUGCUGUGAAGAGGCUAUCAGAAAGCUCUAGGCAGGGACAGGUCGAGUUCAAGAACGAAGUCGUCUACAUCACCAAACUUCAACACCGAAACCUGGUCAAGAUUCUAGGAUGCUGCAUUGAACAAGAUGAGAUGAUGUUGAUCUAUGAGUUCUUGCCCAACCGGAGCUUGGAUUGUUUCAUUUUCGAUCAAGAGAAGGGUGUUUCACUGGAUUGGCCUAUGCGCUCACUAUCAUCAACGGCAUAGCCUCGGG